Messenger RNA from Varanus komodoensis (Komodo dragon), 3061 nucleotides. It is a transcript of the gene WBP2, whose product is annotated as WW domain binding protein 2. Gene Ontology annotation, molecular function: transcription coactivator activity; chromatin DNA binding. Gene Ontology annotation, cellular component: nucleus. NCBI's taxonomy places the organism in Eukaryota, Metazoa, Chordata, Lepidosauria, Squamata, Varanidae. Gene Ontology annotation, biological process: positive regulation of DNA-templated transcription. The transcript is spliced from 8 exons. Bases 69 to 857 code for a protein of 262 amino acids. The record is from RefSeq and is a predicted model, not a curated record.
CCGCUUUGCGACGUCGACUCUCCUCAGUCGACAGGUGCAAGGGAAGGGUCAGCGGCUGUUCAGCGGCCAUGGCGCUGAACAGGAACCAUUCGGAGGGGGGCGGCGUCAUCGUCAAUAACAGCGAAAGUAUUUUGAUGACUUAUGAUCACAUCGAAAUGACAUUCCAUGAUAUGGAACACAUGCCAGAUGCAUUCAAGGGGACCAAGAAAGGCAGUGUCUUCAUGACCCCGUAUCGAGUUAUCUUUGUGUCUAAAGGAAAAGAUCCAAUGCAGUCUUUCAUGAUGCCCUUUUAUUUGAUGAAAGAAUGUGAGAUUAAACAGCCAGUUUUUGGAGCAAAUUACAUCAAGGGUACAGUGAAAGCAGAGGCAGGAGGUGGUUGGGAAGGAUCAGUAACAUUCAAAAUGACAUUUUCAGCUGGAGGUGCUAUAGAAUUUGGACAACGUAUGCUGCAAGUUGCAUCUCAAGCUUCAAGAGGGGAGGUCCCCAACGGAGCUUAUGGUUAUUCAUACAUGCCAAAUGGAGGCUAUGCCUUUCCACCGCUUGCUGCUAAUGGGAUGUACCCUUCUCCUCCCUCGGGGUACCCUUACCCACCACCACCUCCUGCGGAAAUGUACCCUGGUCCCCCAAUGGCUGGGGAUAUGGGAUACAUGCAGCUUCCUCCACCUCCCUAUCCUGGGCCCAUGGAGCCACCUGCUGCUGGCCCAGACCUUCCUUCCACUCCAGCAGCUGAAGCCAAGGCUGCAGAAGCUGCUGCAAGUGCUUAUUAUAACCCAGGCAACCCUCAUAACGUCUACAUGCCGAUGGACCAGCCUCCUCCUCCUCCAUACUUUCCUCCAGAGGACAAGAAAACCCAAUAAGCAGCCACUGCGCAGUGCUUCCUCAUUUCUAUUUGGCUCAAUGUUCAGUAGGGGUAUGACAGUAAUAAGGACCGACUAGUCUCCCUCCAGUGCACGCAAGUCCCAUGAACAGCAGUGGUAGCUGUGUGCCAUUAGGAAAGAGAUUCUAACCUUUUCCUGGAUUGUCACGCAUACAUGCACCCUAAGAAUAUAUACUGUAUGAUUCUUUCUUCAUGCCAAUGAUAUUAAUAAAAAAGGCUUUGUUCUUCUUCUCCCAUUCCAUCUUUCAAUUUUCCAGGAGAACAUUGUUAGCUGAGCAAAGACUAUUUUAACUGAAGCUUAUCAACAACUAUAAAAUGUGGAAGGUGUUGACAUUUUGAUGUGUUGGCCAGCUCUCAUUUAAGCUUCAGAAGAAAAUCAACUGUUUUCCAUUCUUCGGUUCUUCGUUGCAUGAACCCUGCCAUGUUGUGACUAAGAAAAUGCACUAAUAUUUUGACAAGAUGACAUAAUUGGCACAUGCUUAGACAUUUGGCUCUAUUUAGACUCUGGAAUUUUCUGCCAUUUCUUCCACACAAGCAUGUGUGGGUUGCAUGUGUGCAUCAUUAGUUAAUUUUGAACAUUCCUAUCUAUUCACUUAUGCUUCUUGGUUAUCUUUUUUUUUUCUUAAAACAAAAUGAAGGAUGCGUGAUUCUGCAAGUGAAUCAUCUUGCCUCUAAAGUUAACAGGGAAAUUGACUUGAUGACCAGAUGCUUGAUCCGUUGUCUAAAUUCCAUCCUAGCAGCUGAAAGUGUUUCUAAGGAAGAAGACAGCUCACACUGACCUAUUUAUGUAUUUAUUUGGUUUGGGGUGUUUAAUUUAUUAUUUGAAAUUUAUCCCUAGCACAGUUGAAGUGCUUUCCCCCUUACCUAAAUGUGUUCAGACAUACAUCACUCUCUCCAGUUAUUUCCCAGGCUGGUGAUUAUUUUAUACUGACGUACAGCGAGAGUGUGCAAAGAGCAAAAUUCUUUUUGGGUUUUCUGCAUCUUGUAUUCAUUCUUGGUGAAUGCUUUAAUACCAGUGAAAUUCCAUCUAUACCAGAGCCACAAAUAAUGUCUUUGUUUUUCUGAACCAAAAUAUGUGAAAAGAAAAAUGUGGGAGAAUACUCAGAACUGGUUUUAUAUACCAAUAGUACUGGGGUAUAUGUGGCUCCCAAAGACCUCAGAAACAUUUACCUGUAUGCCUGAAAAUCAGUUUAUACAGACGCAACUGUUCCAGCAUGUUUGGAUAACUGGAAAUGCACUCUUAUUUCAUUAGCAUUGUCUCUGGCUUGCAGGAAUAAAAUGAAAAUCUGAACUGUAUAAAAUCUCCCAUGCUUUUCUGUAAAUUGCAGUCAUACAAACACUUCACGCUGUGGCGCUCUGAAAUGCUUGCUUAAUGAACCCAUGCUGAAAGUCUGGACCUCCUUUCAGUUACUUUGAUCUUGGGUAUGCAGUGGUGUUUUGAGGCAGUACUAGUUAAUUUCAGCCUUGUGCACAUUUGCAGCUUUUUCAAUCAGCACUGCGUCCCAAAUGUUUCCUGUUGUUGCUGCAGAAACAUCCCAAGGAAAUCCGAACAUAGUAACUGUUGUCCAGUGCAUGACAGAGAUGGUUUAGCUGCAUGUCUCCUCAAUGUCUGAUUUUUGCUUCCCAGACUUUUGAAUCCCAGACUGUUUCAUUUUGACCUUGCAGAAUACUGACCAUGUGAGUUUCCAGGAGGUGAAAGUGCAAACUUCUUUGCUUUUAAAAUGUCCCUAUUUGCCUUGAUUUCAGUAGCAGUCACUUUGCAAAAUUGAUUUUGGAACGAGGUAAAGACCAAAGUGGUAAAGACCUUCACUUUUUAUAGGAUGCAGAUUCAAUGCAUGCACUGUUUUACAGAUCCCUUUCUUGCAGGAGCUUAAAAAACAUCCUGUACUAAUCACAUUUUGCCCUGAGCAGUGCAGCCUAAAUCUGUGGUCCUUAGUUUAAUUUCCGAAAUGCUUUUUAGCUGACCCUAUGAUGUUUUUUCUUGUGCACAAUCCUCUUAUUUUGUGCACUGAUGUUUUUUCUAGGUUUGCUAUUUAAACUGCAGUGAUGUAAAGAAAUUGUAAUUUUAAAAUAGGUAUGUAUUUUGAAGAACUAUUAAUAUAUUAUGGAUGUGAAACAGUUCUUUUGAAUGCAAGCUGUCUUUUGAUUUGCGGAGACUAUGAAAUAAAGAUAGCAUCAACUCUU